AUGGCUUCGGAUCAAUCCUCAGAUACCCAGACAGAGGCGGCUCAACCACCUCCGAAACGCAAACUUCCACCAUGGCUAGACCACUUCAACACCCACGAUCUCAAAAUCUUUAUCCGCUGCUGGAUCGCGAUCUGGGUCAUGAUGCUCCUAAUUUUCAUCCACCCAUCCCUCGUCGAACUCGGCCAAGCAACCUUUCUCGGCGCAAUUCUUCUGUUUGCAGUGCCACCAGCCAGCAUCGUUUUCAUCUACCUUCUCGGCGCGUUCUCACUUCUUUUGGGUAUGUGUCUAGCAUGGUGCUGGGGGCUGUUGACUAUGAAAGCUGCACUGGCUGCAAGACCUGAUUCCCAAACGACUGCUUUGUUGGGGGAGUUGCAGACGCAAGCUGUGCGGAAUGCACAGAGUACAGGACAAAGUCCGACCUGGGAGGCGCAGAUUUUGAUUCAUAAUGGGUUUAUGCUUGAUGCGAGGGUUACAACUGUUUUUAUGUGUUUGGGCUGUUUGUUUAUCUAUGCGUUGGCAAGAUUGAGGUGUGCGAAUCCGAAAACUGUGGUUAUGCAGAUCUUUGGGACGAUUGUUACAGAUAUCUUCAUUCUGUUUGGUCCCGGACUUCCGAGAUUUACGGGAGACGUUGCUCGAGUGCUUGUUCUGCCUGGCGCUGUUGGAAUUGGUCUAGGUUUGGUGUGCUGCUUAUUCUUGUUCCCGCACUCAACCUCGCAUGUUGUUCUCAGUGGCCUUGAAAGGCUUGUUCGCAUGUCGAACCAAGCGAUCGUCUUCACAAAAAAGGGUUUACAAGGAAACAGUAGCCCACUUGCACAACUUCAGGCUAGUAGAGCUGGUAUGAUCUCAGCCUUCAAAGCCGGACAACCCCCUAUCGCAUUCCUCCCACUGGACUUCUCCCGCGGUCUCUGGGGCGCGGACGACAUCAAAGGUCUACAUGAACGCGCGCGCAGGGUUAUGUACACAAGUCUUUACCUCAUCGAUUUCCAGAUCGGUCGCGUUCGAAGCCAACACAAAGAAGAAGAGCACAGAAAGGCUGAAGCAGAUGGCCACCUUGGACCAGUCAUUGGGACAGAGAAAUACGAAAUUGGUCGUCGUCAGCGACAAGAAACUGUAACUCUUCUGAGUGCUUUCGAAAGACCAGAAGGCGCUGAACUGCGCAGCAAGACGAAGAACACACUCUUGGAAACACUGGCCGAGGUCAUGGAGAUCGGACCACAGGCAGUCAAUCUCGCAGCUGAUUAUAUCAAGGCCGUGAAUAACUGUCGCUGGGUCAGAAAGACUUCGCCCGCACGAUUCGAAGAACUUAAUCGAAAUCUUCACGAUCUUCUUGCUCGAUCUCGAAUUGCUAGAGAGGCAUGCAUCGUCAACACAACGAAAGGCGUUCUCGAAGCACACGCAGAAUUAUUUGACGCCAAUGGGAAACUGAAACCGAUUGAAGGAACCGAUAGGCCUUUUCUUCCCAGUUUGGUCAUCGCUAUGGUUCUAGAGGAGCGAAUGCUCGGUUGGAUAACAGCAGUGGAAAAUCUCCUAGAAUACAUCCUCAAUCUCUCCGAGAAGCACACAAAAGUUCGAUUUUGGGUACCUUCCCGCAUCCAAUACGCUGUAUCCUGGCUCUUCCACGGGCAGAUCACAUAUCCAGGUCACGACGUCGCCGCAGAAGAAGAUCCAGAUAAACUAAUGGACGGCCAAACCUUUGACGAACAAGCUAAGGAGACAAGACGAAGAUUAGAAGUAAGCCGCGGCUACAAAGGGUCCUCCGCAAGACGAAAUAAGUUCAGUCGCGUUCUUAUGGCGACGUACAAUUGGUUUACGAAUCCAGCCGGUAUGUACGCUUUGCGAAUGGUAGUCGUGACAGUAGCGACAUCCAUACCAGCCGUCAUUCCCCACACCGCAGGCUUCUUCUACCGAGAAAAAGGAAUUUGGGCAGUCAUCAGCGCUCAGACAGUUCUUUUAGUCUACCUCGCCGACUUUACAUUUUCCCUCGUCGCCCGAACAGCAGGGACUAUAGUCGGCGGUGUGAUCGGUAUGGUAACGUGGUACAUCGGCGCAGGAAGCGGAAUAGGAAACCCCUACGGCAUGGCAGCAGCAACAGGCGUCGCUAUAAUUCCUCUUCUUUGGUGGCGUCUGUUUCUCCCUCCUGCAUUCCAAUUCGCUACUAUCAUGGCAGCUGCGACGUUUUGUCUUGUUAUCGGGUUUAGUUGGGACCAUGACCAUAUCGUGCAGUAUGGUAUUCCAGGGAAAGGCUACGAAGCAUUUUGGAAACGAGUCGUUACUGUCCUGAUUGGUUUCUUGGCAGCGUUUAUUGUGCAGUUGUUUCCGAGUCCGCCUUCUGGGACUACGCAUGUGUGCAAAACGCUCGCCAAUUCCGUGCGCAGCUUGUCGGAUCACUACGCGCUCUUGAUCUCCCACUGGGGUCGUACUGAUAGGAACGGCGCUUUGGGUGCAGUCGCCGAGAACGUUUCUAUCGAAGUCGCAGAAGUUCUCCUCGCGUUGAGUCCCUCCAUCGCUUUACUAAAAGGCGAGCUUAGUUUCGGGCCCUUUGACCAAAAAGUCCUUCUACGAACAAAAGAACAACUCCAAUACAUGAACCAAGCCCUCGGCGGUUUACUAAACCUCGCAUCCACCCUCCCCAAAGAACUCCAAGACCGUCUCGUCCGCGUCGCAGGAAUUCUCGACGACCGCUCCAUAGGCGAUAUAAUGGCCGUCCUAGCCAUUAUUGAACAAGCUCUACGAACAGGGUCUCCUCUUCCAGAAAGGUUACCUGCGCCUUUAAUUAGGCGGGCGACGGAUUUGGUGCAGAGUCAGGGUGAUGAGGUUAUCUUGACGGCGAGCUUGGUUCAGGAUGAGAAUCAUCGACGGUAUUGUGUGGCUGUUACUUUGUAUUUGAAGUUUCUUGGGAGUGUGGAUGAUUUGUUGAUUGUGCUUAAGGAAGCUUUGGGGGAGAGACAUAUUAUUUAUCAGUGGAAUGAUAUGAAGGAGAUUGUUUGA
Fusarium coffeatum is the source of this 2988-nucleotide messenger RNA. RefSeq lists its product as uncharacterized. The coding region runs from base 1 to 2988 and encodes 995 amino acids. The transcript has a single exon. NCBI's taxonomy places the organism in Eukaryota, Fungi, Ascomycota, Sordariomycetes, Hypocreales, Nectriaceae. The record is from RefSeq and is a predicted model, not a curated record.